AUGCCUGACAGCCACAGGAGCACCCAGCGGCCGUUAAACACCUCUCCCUUCGAACCGGGCAAACGCACAACUCCCGCUCGCGUGCUCGACAAGCCGCUCCCGCCGCCACCUGACGAGAAGACGCAUCACUCGUCGACGACGGCGCUCGCGGGACGAGGCACGCGGCGUCGAAAGGAGGGGGAACCGAGGAACGAGGAGCACCCUCAAGCAUCGUCGGGCGGCUCUCGUCGGUAUGAGUCAAACCCCUCGACGAGCACGCCGCGCCUCGUCUCGCUCCCCAAGUCGGGCCUACACGGCAUGGAGCGCCCCGCCGUCAGGUACACCGGCCCCGUCAAGCCGCGCAAGCCCGUCGAGGUCGGCACGAUUCCGAUCCGCCUCGACGACGACGACGAGCGCGAGGGCGACAUCCCCGUCAUGCUCGACCUCGCGCCCGAGGUGCUCGACCGGCACUUGGUGAGCGGACAAAGGAACAGGAGGACGAGCGCGGUCGAGCGGCGGCGCGAGUGA
Messenger RNA from Rhodotorula graminis WP1, 507 nucleotides. RefSeq lists its product as uncharacterized. The coding region runs from base 1 to 507 and encodes 168 amino acids. NCBI's taxonomy places the organism in Eukaryota, Fungi, Basidiomycota, Microbotryomycetes, Sporidiobolales, Sporidiobolaceae. The record is from RefSeq and is a predicted model, not a curated record. The transcript is spliced from 4 exons.